AAUACCUAUAUAUUAUUAUGUAAAUGUAUCGUACAGUCUCUCUAUUAAUAAUUAAUGUUUCGGCGACUCAGACUAACUUGUGCGAACGCCGCUGGAACGCCUGGAACCACUACCGUAUUCCGUCUAUAAGGCUUUGUCCCAUACUCCCAUGCUCUGUCCUAUACGGCUAUGACGUCAAUCGUUUACAUUGAUAUCAUGGUUUGUGUACGACAGAUAAGUGAUAAACUGAUAACGCAAUAACGUGAUAAUCGCUAGCUUGGUCGUUUUUCAAACAAACCGGCAUUUGUCAUCACUAUUCACUAAUUUAUUAGUAACUUAAUAGUUAGUUGCUUUAUUCAAACAUUACUUAUUCUAUUCGACGUCUCGUGGUAAUUUUUAUUUUCGUUAUUGCUCUGCCAUCGUGUUAAUGUCAUGAAAAAAAAAUGAAAACACCUUAUGGAUACUGCGACUUACGCGUCGAGAGGGUGAACGACGACAUUAUCGAUGCAUACAUUAAACAUGGGUAUGCUUUGAUCGCUGUAAACACUACAGUAAAUUGUUUAUUACUAGGCAAUGGAAGUUCAAACAAAAAAAAAAGAAAAUUUGCAGAAUGUAAUGAAGAAAAUGAUGAAGAAAAAGACUGGGUGCCUACACCCAAGUUAAUUAAUAAUAAUGACUCCAAAUUGACCAUUCUGAAUCGAUUAACAAUUCAAAUAUCAAAUAUUGGACAACUGCAAAAAAUUUUGAGUUCUCCAAAUUUCAAGUUGUAUAAUAUUCUAGCAGUAGAACCGUUAAAUGAUAAAGUUUUUCAGGACAUAGUCACUUCACCAUCAGUAGAUAUAAUAACUUGUAACAUGAAAACAUCUAUAACUCCAAAGGACUACACAAUCGCAGUUGAAAAAAACAUUUAUUUUGAAAUAUCCUAUUGUCCAAUGUUAUUUAGUUCUAGUACACGUCAAGAUACUUUUACUUUAGCUCAUCUACUUUAUAUUAAAGGAAAAUCGAAAAACUUAAUAAUUACAAGUGCGGCAGCUAAUAAACUGGACAUACGCAAUCCUCAUGAUGUGAUGAAUUUAGGUAUUUUACUAGGUCUUUCAAGAAAACAAUCAACCAAAUCAGUCACUCAAGGAUGUUAUUCAAUUAUUUUAAAGAGCUAUGGUCGGAAAUUAGGAAAGUCUGCAAUACAUUUGAAACCUAUGGACAACAAAUCUUAAUAUUAAAAACAAUUUGUUAUAUGUAUUAUUUGCUCGAUAUUAAAUUUUGAAUGUAUUAUAUUUAUAAUUUUAAUUGAU
This is a messenger RNA of Metopolophium dirhodum (rose-grain aphid), 1271 nucleotides long. RefSeq names its product ribonuclease P protein subunit p30-like. Gene Ontology annotation, cellular component: nucleolar ribonuclease P complex. The transcript is spliced from 8 exons. Bases 423 to 1193 code for a protein of 256 amino acids. Gene Ontology annotation, molecular function: RNA binding. The record is from RefSeq and is a predicted model, not a curated record. Lineage: Eukaryota; Metazoa; Arthropoda; Insecta; Hemiptera; Aphididae. Gene Ontology annotation, biological process: tRNA processing.